This is a messenger RNA of Chanos chanos (milkfish), 2135 nucleotides long. Its product is annotated as POZ-, AT hook-, and zinc finger-containing protein 1-like. Gene Ontology annotation, biological process: regulation of transcription by RNA polymerase II. The record is from RefSeq and is a predicted model, not a curated record. NCBI's taxonomy places the organism in Eukaryota, Metazoa, Chordata, Actinopteri, Gonorynchiformes, Chanidae. The transcript has 7 exons. Gene Ontology annotation, cellular component: nucleus. The coding region runs from base 116 to 2128 and encodes 670 amino acids. Gene Ontology annotation, molecular function: DNA-binding transcription factor activity, RNA polymerase II-specific; protein binding; RNA polymerase II cis-regulatory region sequence-specific DNA binding.
CGCAUGAUUUAAAUUUUGUUUUUUAAUUCGACCAUAGGGGCUUCAAUCCCUUCUUCGUAUUCUCAUCCUCUUUGUUGCGCUCAUUAAAAACGCGUCGUUGUUGAAUGAGGGCGGUAUGGAGAGAAUUGAACCGUCGUGCAAUUAUUCCUCUUACACAUACCAGGUGAGCAAGCAUAGCACCGAGAUGCUACACAACCUCAACAUUCAGAGAAAAGAUGGAGGCAGGUUUUGCGAUGUGGUUUUACGCGUCGGAGAGGAGAGCUUUCCAGCCCAUAAGGCGGUUCUAGCGGCGUGCAGCGAGUAUUUUGAGUCGGUAUUCAGCUGUCAGACCGAGGGCGACGGUGAAGCUAAAGAAUUGGAGAUGCAUACAAUAAGUCCUAAAGUUUUUAAAGACAUAUUGGACUUCGCCUAUACCUCCAAGAUUGUAGUGCGCCUGGAAUGCUUCCCGGAGUUGAUGACAGCGGCAAAGUUUCUGUUAAUGCGCUCCGUCAUCGAGAUCUGUCAAGAGGUUAUCAAACAAUCCAACGUUCAGAUACUCGUUCCUCCCUCCCGGGGAGGGGACGUCAGUUUUUUUCGUGCUUCGGGGAGCUCGGAGACAUCGUACGCUCUGCCCGUUGACAUGUCAAAUGGGACGGGGUCUGUUUCGAAUGGAGCUGUGUUUACCAACAAUGGACAGCCCCACGGCGUUGACCGUGAUCAGGCAACUGGUGCUUCACUGUCAAACGACAACUCCCAGACCACCGUACCGGGUCUGCAGACGGUAGACCGACUGGCCGUCUCGCCGUCAGAUCUUACGGGUAACCCCUACCACGGUGGGGGCUCUCCGGGAUCAAAGCGAGGCAGGGGACGGCCUAAGAAAGCAGCGGCGAUGGAGCCGAUCACCCUCAAUCACAACACUCCAAAAGAACUAGGGAUAUUCCCUUGUGGGAUUUGUGGUAAAGUGUUUAGCGAAGCCGUACGGUUGAGGAACCACGAAGCGCAGCAUGGAGCUUCCAGUGGAGGGGUCAGCGGCAGCGGAGACUUGCCUUCACCAGGGAUGCAUGAAAACGGACUGCCAUCUCAAGUUGGCUUGGACAACACCCGCAAGAGAGAGAGGACAAGGCGUCAUGUGGGAUGUGAUAUCUGCGGGAAGGUUUUCCGCGAUGUCUAUCACUUGAACAGACACAAACUGUCACAUUCCGGCGAGAAACCAUACGCAUGCCCGGUAUGUGGACUGCGUUUCAAGCGCAAGGACAGAAUGUCGUACCAUGUGCGUUCUCACGACGGAUCGGUAGGGAAACCAUACGUCUGUCAAAACUGUGGGAAAGGUUUCUCAAGGCCUGAUCAUCUGAAUGGACAUAUAAAACAAGUUCAUACGACAGAGAGACCCCACAAGUGUCAGAUUUGUAACGCGUCCUUUGCGACGCGUGAUCGUCUGCGGUCCCAUCUGGCGUGCCACGAGGACAAGAUCCCGUGCCAAGUUUGUGGCAAGUUUUUGCGGGCGGCCUACAUGACCGACCACCUCAAGAAACACAGCGAAGGGCCUCACAACUACUGCGGCAUAUGCAACAAAGGUUUUUCCACUGCGUCCUACUUAAAGGUGCACAUAAAAACGCACCACGGCGCCCCCCUGCUUUCCGCCGCUGCGCCGCACCCGUUCCACGAGCCGCGCGCCGAGCCUCAGCCGCACAACGGCGCCCCCUACCACUCAGGACGGCAGUACGGGCAGGAGAAUGCUGGGAAGUGCCCCCAUCAGGAUUCUGAGAGUUCAGACACGUCCUUUGGCGACCUUUCCAACGGGACUGAGCUCAAACCGACCCAGCACAAGGCGGAGGGGGCGGCGGCGGCGUCGUCGUCGGACGGAUCCAAACUCAAAAGCUCGGACCCGGAGAAGAAGCACGCCUGCAGCCAGUGCGGGCAGACCUUCCGCACCAAGUCCUACCUCAACAAACACCAGCACAGGGUGCACGGACACAGGGGGCAGAAAGGACUGGGAGACCUCGGCUCCGCGCUGGGCUCUCCGUUCUCUCCCCAGCAGAACAUGUCCCUGCUGGAAUCCUUCGGCUUUCAGAUUGUCCAGUCGGCGUUUGCGUCCUCGUUGGUGGACUCAGAGGUGGGAGGUAGUGGUUUGGGACUGGGAGACAAGUGACUGCUGC